Molecule: messenger RNA, 1674 nt
Organism: Drechmeria coniospora
Lineage: Eukaryota; Fungi; Ascomycota; Sordariomycetes; Hypocreales; Ophiocordycipitaceae
Product: MFS quinate transporter
Exons: 2
Coding region: 1-1674 (557 amino acids)
Biological process (GO): transmembrane transport; carbohydrate transport
Cellular component (GO): membrane
Molecular function (GO): carbohydrate:proton symporter activity
Source: RefSeq, a predicted model, not a curated record
AUGGCCGGCGCCGUCAAGAAACCCGUCAACAUCUUCCGCCUCAAGGACCUCGGCGAGCCCCAAGGCGUCUUCAACUGGCGCCUCUGGUUCGCCGUCAUCUCCUUCGCCCUGCUCGGGGCCGCCCGCGGUAUCGAUGAGGGCCUCAUCUCGGGGGCCUUCAACUCGCCCGACUUCAAGAACCAGAUCGACUACAGCUCCUACUCGAGCACCGAACAGGCCAACAUCAAGGCGAACAUCUCGGCCAUGGUCCAGAUCGGUUCCGUCGGAGGUGCCCUCUUUGCCUUCAUGGUGUGUGAUCGGAUCGGCCGAAUAAUGGCCACCCGCGUCCUCUGCGCCCUCUGGGUUCUCGGCAUCGCCAUCUUCAUGGCCGGCGGCGUCAACGGAAACCUCGGCGCCAUCUACGCCGGCCGCUUCAUCGCCGGCCUCGGCGUCGGACAGACGCCCGUCGUCGGUCCCAUCUACAUCGCCGAAGUCGCUCCUGCCUCCAUCCGAGGCCUCUGCACCUGCUUCUUCACUGGAGCCGUCUACAUCGGCAUCGUCCUCGCCUACUUCACCAACUACGGCUGCGCCCUCCACCUUGACCCCGACAGCCACAACCGUUGGCUCGUGCCGACGAGCCUGCACAUCAUGAUGGCCGGCAUCAUCUUCAUCCUCACCUUCUUCCAGUUCGAGUCUCCCCGCUUCCUCGUGAAGCAGGGCAGGUCCGAGCAGGCCACAAAGGUCAUGGCCCACCUGCGGCACCUCGACCCCGACAGCGAAUACGUCGUCGGCGAGAUCGCCGCCAUCCAGGCCGCCCUCGACCACGAGCUCGAGGCCACCAGGGGCGUCGGCUGGGCCGGCAAGCUCAAGGAGAUGUUCCUCGACAAGAGCAACCUCUACCGCGUCUACCUCGCCUCCACCGUCCAGCUCUUGUCGCAGUGGUCCGGCGCCGGCUCCAUCACCCUCUACGCGCCCGAUCUCUUCGAGAUCCUCGGCAUCUCCGGCUCCGAGGAGGGCCUGCUCGUCACCGCCGUCUUCGGUAUCGUCAAGCUGGUCGCCGCCCUCGUCUGCGCUCUCUUCCUCGUCGACGUCAUCGGCCGCAAGCGCGCUCUGCUUACGGGCAUCACCCUGCAGGCGAUAUCCAUGAUCUACGUCGCCGGCUUCCUGACGGCCGUCCCUCAGCUCGGCGUCGAGGACGAUUAUGUCCUGUCGGCUCCCCAAAAGGCCGCCAGCCGAGGCGCCGUCGCCAUGAUUUACGUCUCCGGCUGCGGUUGGGCCCUUGGCUGGAACUCGAUGCAAUACCUCCUGACGGCCGAGCUGUUCCCCCUUCGGAUCCGCGCCCUCGCCACCUCCUGGGCCAUGACGCUGCACUUUGCCAACCAGUACGGCAACUCACGCGCCGUCCCCAACAUGCUGCUGCCCUUGUCGCAGGGCGGCAUCUCGCCCUCGGGCACCUUUUGGUGCUUCGCCGUCGUCACCAUCCUCGGCGGUUUCUGGGUCUGGUUCUCGGUCCCGGAAACCAGCGGCCGCUCCCUCGAGAAUAUGGAUCGCCUCUUCGACUUGCCCUGGUACAGGAUCGGUCUCUACGGAAACCGGGAUGCCGAAGAGAAGGACAUGGCAUACGACGAGAAGAAGCGGGUGAUGGAGGAGAGCCACGGAAGGGAGGAGCACAUCGAGAGGGUCGAAAAGGUCUAA